AUGGGAUCCUUCAUGAAAAUCAUUAUUUUCUCAGCAAUUGCUCUUCUAUUCAUUGGUCUUUCAUAGGCAACUCAAAUUAAAAGCAAACUAACUUCAGAUAUGAAGCAUAAUGCUAAAAGGCCACUAUCAAUUGAAAUGUAAAGAACUUUGGAUGAACUUAUUGAGAGAUACUUGCAAAUUGAAGAAAUAGAUGAUAUAGAUUACUUCAAAUCUUCUACCUAGAGAAAUGUAGAGUCAUUCGAUGAUGAUAAAGACAGAUUAGCAAUACUUCAUAGCAUUGACCUUGAAAUAAGAUGUUAUGAUGAUGAUGAUGCUUGCGAGGAAUUAAAUAACUUCAGCCUUGCUCAGACAUCAGCAAAACAAACUGACACACCAACCAGAAGAAAAGGUGCUGUUUAAUGA
Stylonychia lemnae is the source of this 402-nucleotide messenger RNA. Lineage: Eukaryota; Ciliophora; Spirotrichea; Sporadotrichida; Oxytrichidae. The record is from the annotation of a GenBank genome assembly.